GGGCAGCGCAGCCCAGCCCCGGGGCAGCCGCCCCGCAGGCACCGCGGAAGGGAUGAUCCGAGCGGCGCUCGGUUGGGCUCGCAGCUGAACGCGCCUCCAUCCCUCCCUCCCUCCUCUUCUCCCUCCCUCUUUUUCUCUCUCUCUCUCUCGGCUCUCCUCCUCCCUAACUCACUGGAUAUUACCAGCCGCCGGGCUCGCCGCCGCCUCUCCCCCAGCCAUGAAUCCCGCCGAAGGGGCGGCGGAGGAAGGCGCUGUCCCUGACUCCGAGGUGGAUGCUUUCUUCCGAACAGGCUCUUUUCGAAAUGAUGGUUUAAAAGCUGCUGAUGUGCUUCCUAUACUGAAGGAGAAAGUGGCCUUUGUGUCAGGUGGCCGUGAUAAACGAGGUGGUCCCGUCCUGACCUUCCCAGCCCGCAGCAAUCAUGACAGAAUAAGGCAGGAAGACCUUCGUAAACUUGUGACUUAUUUGGCCAGCGUGCCAAGCGAAGAUGUUUGCAAACGAGGAUUCACUGUUAUUAUUGAUAUGCGGGGAUCUAAAUGGGAUUUGAUCAAGCCUCUCCUAAAAACCCUUCAAGAAGCCUUUCCUGCUGAGAUUCAUGUUGCCCUGAUUAUAAAACCUGAUAAUUUUUGGCAGAAGCAGAAAACAAACUUCGGCAGUUCCAAGUUCAUCUUUGAGACAAGUAUGGUGUCUGUGGAAGGCCUGGCAAAGCUUGUGGAUCCUUCUCAACUGACGGAUGAGUUCGAAGGGUCCUUGGAUUACAACCAUGAUGAAUGGAUAGAGCUGCGUGUCUCCUUGGAAGAGUUUUUCAACAGUGCCAUCCAUUUAUUGUCAAGGCUGGAGGAUCUCCAGGAAAUGUUGGCUAGGAAGGAGUUUCCAGUUGAUGUUGAGGGCUCAAGAAGGCUGAUUGAUGAGCACACACAGCUUAAGAAAAAAGUGAUUAAAGCUCCUGUGGAAGAACUGGAUCGUGAGGGCCAGAGGUUAUUACAAUGCAUAAGAUCUAGUGAUGGUUUUUCUGGUAGGAACUGCAUUCCUGGAAGUGCAGAUUUUCAAAGUCUUGUGCCAAAGAUCACCAGCCUUUUAGACAAGCUGCAUUCCACCCGGCAACACUUGCAUCAGAUGUGGCAUGUCCGCAAGUUGAAGCUGGACCAGUGCUUUCAACUCCGGCUUUUUGAGCAAGAUGCUGAGAAGAUGUUUGACUGGAUCAGCCACAACAAAGAGUUGUUCCUGCAGAGUCACACAGAGAUCGGUGUGAGCUACCAGCACGCCCUGGACCUGCAGACACAGCACAACCACUUUGCCAUGAAUUCCAUGAAUGCCUACGUCAACAUCAAUCGAAUCAUGUCUGUGGCGUCAAGGCUCUCCGAGGCAGGCCACUAUGCUUCCCAGCAGAUCAAACAAAUAUCCAGCCAGCUGGAUCAAGAGUGGAAGAGUUUUGCUGCAGCUCUGGAUGAGCGCAGCACCAUCUUAGCCAUGUCUGCUGUCUUUCACCAGAAAGCUGAACAGUUCCUUUCGGGUGUGGAUGCCUGGUGCAAAAUGUGCAGUGAUGGAGGCCUCCCCUCAGAAAUGCAAGACCUGGAACUGGCCAUCCACCAUCACCAGACCCUCUAUGAGCAAGUAACACAGGCCUACACAGAGGUGAGCCAGGAUGGAAAAGCCUUGUUGGAUGUCCUACAGCGUCCCUUGAGUCCUGGGAAUUCUGAAUCCCUUACUGCUACUGCAAACUACUCCAAAGCUGUUCACCAGGUGUUGGAUGUGGUACAUGAAGUCCUGCACCACCAGCGGCGCCUAGAAAGCAUCUGGCAACACAGAAAAGUCCGGCUACAUCAAAGGCUGCAGCUCUGUGUUUUCCAGCAGGAUGUUCAACAGGUACUGGACUGGAUUGAAAAUCACGGGGAAGCCUUUCUGAGCAAACACACAGGAGUGGGGAAGUCUCUACACAGAGCACGUGCACUGCAGAAAAGACAUGAUGAUUUUGAAGAGGUAGCACAGAAUACGUACACCAAUGCAGACAAGCUCCUGGAGGCUGCAGAGCAGUUGGCUCAGACCGGGGAAUGUGACCCUGAAGAGAUCUAUAAAGCAGCCCGGCAUCUGGAAGUUCGGAUUCAGGACUUUGUCCGGAGGGUGGAACAGAGGAAACUUCUCUUGGACAUGUCAGUCUCCUUCCACACCCACACCAAAGAGCUGUGGACAUGGAUGGAAGAUCUGCAGAAGGAGCUCUUAGAGGAUGUCUGUGCUGACUCUGUGGAUGCAGUUCAGGAGCUUAUCAAGCAGUUUCAGCAGCAGCAAACAGCCACCCUGGAUGCUACCCUCAAUGUUAUUAAAGAAGGGGAAGAUCUAAUCCAGCAGCUCAGGGACUCUGCCGUUUCCAACAACAAGACCCCCCACAACAGCUCCAUCAGCCACAUCGAAUCCGUCCUUCAGCAGCUCGACGAGGCCCAGGUACAGAUGGAAGAGCUCUUCCAUGAGAGGAAGAUUAAGCUAGACAUUUUCCUUCAGCUCCGGAUUUUUGAGCAGUACACCAUUGAGGUUACAGCAGAGUUGGAUGCUUGGAAUGAAGAUCUGCUGAGGCAGAUGAAUGAUUUCAAUACUGAGGAUCUCACUCUGGCUGAGCAGCGAUUGCAGCGUCACACUGAGCGGAAACUGGCCAUGAACAACAUGACCUUUGAAGUCAUCCAGCAAGGGCAAGACUUGCACCAAUACAUCAUGGAGGUCCAGGCUUCAGGCAUUGAGCUGAUCUGUGAAAAAGACAUUGAUCUUGCGACACAGGUUCAAGAACUGCUGGAAUUCCUUCAUGAGAAACAGCAUGAGCUGGAGCUUAAUGCUGACCAAACUCACAAGAGGUUAGAGCAGUGCCUACAGCUCCGGCACCUCCAGGCUGAGGUCAAGCAGGUGCUUGGCUGGAUCAGGAAUGGGGAGUCAAUGCUCAAUGCGAGCCUUGUCAAUGCCAGCUCUCUCUCGGAGGCUGAGCAGCUCCAGCGAGAGCACGAGCAGUUCCAGCUGGCAAUAGAGUCCCUCUUUCAUGCCACUUCCUUACAGAAGACACACCAGAGUGCCCUGCAGGUCCAGCAGAAGGCCGAAGUGUUGCUGCAGGCUGGACAUUACGAUGCCGAUGCCAUCAGAGAAUGUGCCGAGAAGGUGGCCCUGCACUGGCAGCAGUUGAUGCUGAAGAUGGAGGACAGGCUCAAACUUGUCAAUGCCUCGGUGGCCUUUUAUAAAACCUCUGAGCAGGUGUGCAGCGUGUUAGAGAGUUUGGAGCAGGAAUACAGACGGGAUGAAGACUGGUGUGGAGGCCGAGAUAAACUUGGACCAGCAGCUGAGAUAGACCAUGUCAUCCCUCUGAUCAGCAAACAUCUGGAACAGAAGGAGGCUUUUCUCAAGGCCUGUACCCUGGCCCGGAGGAACGCCGAGGUGUUCCUCAAGUACAUCCACAGGAACAACGUCAGCAUGCCUGGAGUGGCGAGCCACACCAGAGGGCCCGAGCAGCAGGUCAAAGCCAUUCUGAGCGAGCUGUUGCAGAGGGAGAAUCGGGUCCUUCACUUCUGGACCCUGAAGAAGCGGAGAUUAGAUCAGUGCCAGCAAUAUGUUGUCUUUGAGCGCAGUGCCAAGCAGGCCUUAGACUGGAUCCAAGAAACAGGCGAAUAUUACCUCUCUACUCACAACUCCACAGGGGAAUCAGCAGAAGAAACUCAGGAGCUCCUGAAGGAAUAUGGGGAAUUCAGAGUACCUGCCAAACAAACAAAGGAGAAAGUGAAGCUCCUCAUCCAGCUGGCUGACAGCUUUGUAGAGAAAGGACACAUACACGCCACUGAAAUUAGGAAGUGGGUCACCACCGUUGACAAACGCUACCGGGACUUCUCUCUCAGGAUGGGGAAAUACCGCUACUCCCUGGAAAAAGCCCUUGGAAUCAACCCAGAGGAUAACAAAGACCUAGAACUAGAUAUCAUUCCAGCAAGUCUUUCAGACCGGGAGGUAAAGCUGAGAGAUGCAAAUCAUGAAGUCAAUGAAGAAAAAAGGAAGUCAGCCAGAAAGAAAGAAUUCAUUAUGGCUGAGCUGCUGCAGACAGAAAAAGCUUAUGUCAGGGAUUUACAUGAAUGUUUAGAGACUUACCUCUGGGAAAUGACGAGUGGAGUGGAAGAAAUACCAGCUGGGAUCCUUAAUAAAGAACACAUCAUCUUUGGCAAUAUUCAGGAGAUAUAUGACUUCCAUAACAACAUUUUCCUAAAGGAGCUGGAGAAAUAUGAACAACUGCCCGAGGAUGUGGGCCACUGCUUUGUCACCUGGGCAGAUAAAUUUCAGAUGUAUGUCACCUACUGCAAAAACAAGCCUGAUUCCAGCCAGCUCAUCCUGGAACAUGCAGGGACUUUCUUUGAUGAAAUUCAACAAAGACAUGGGCUGGCCAACUCCAUCUCUUCUUAUUUAAUCAAGCCUGUUCAGAGGAUCACAAAAUACCAACUCCUACUGAAGGAACUACUGACCUGCUGUGAGGAGGGUAAAGGGGAACUGAAGGAUGGUCUGGAAGUGAUGCUCAGUGUCCCAAAGAAGGCCAACGAUGCGAUGCACGUCAGCAUGCUGGAAGGGUUUGAUGAGAACCUGGACGUCCAGGGAGAGCUGAUUCUUCAGGAUUCCUUCCAAGUGUGGGAUCCCAAGUCUCUCAUUCGGAAAGGCCGUGAGAGGCAUUUGUUUCUCUUUGAAAUCUCUUUGGUGUUUAGCAAAGAGAUCAAAGAUUCUUCAGGACACACAAAAUAUGUUUACAAGAACAAGUUACUGACCUCAGAACUGGGAGUGACUGAACAUGUUGAAGGAGAUCCCUGCAAAUUUGCUUUGUGGUCUGGACGAACACCAUCCUCAGACAAUAAAACAGUGCUGAAAGCAUCCAGUAUUGAAACAAAACAGGAAUGGAUCAAAAAUAUCCGGGAAGUUAUUCAGGAAAGGAUCAUUCAUCUGAAAGGAGCUCUGAAAGAGCCAAUUCAGCUCCCCAAGACACCUGCAAAGCAGCGAAACAACAGUAGAAGAGAUGGAAUAGAUGAUGCAGACAGCCAAGGGGAUGGCAGCAGUCAACCUGACACCAUUUCCAUUGCCUCCAGGACAUCACAGAACACAGUGGACAGUGAUAAGCAUUUCGUCUACGGCAGAGACACAGGACAGUUGUCUGGAGGGUGUGAACUAACUGUGGUGCUCCAGGACUUUACAGCGAGCCACAGCAGCGAGCUGAGCAUUCAGGUGGGGCAGACAGUGGAGCUGCUGGAGAGGCCGAGCGAGAGGCCAGGCUGGUGUUUGGUCAGGACCACGGAGCGGAGCCCACCUCAGGAGGGUCUGGUCCCCAGCAGCGCUCUCUGCAUUUCCCAUUCCCGCAGCAGCGUGGAGAUGGAUUGCUUCUUCCCUUCAGGAAAAGACGCGUAUUCAGUCUCUUCCAAUGACAACGGGGGCAAGUCUGACUCAGUGGCCAACUUACAACCUCAGCCAUCCCUCAACUCCAUCCAGAGCUCUCCGGGCCCCAAGCGCUCGACCAACACCCUGAAGAAAUGGCUGACCAGUCCCGUGCGCCGCCUGAACAGCGGCAAGACCGAGAGCCACAUCAAGAAACAGAAGAAGGUGCGAGAUGGAAGGAAGAGCUUUGAUCUCGGCUCACCAAAGACUGGAGAUGAAACCACUCCUCAAGGAGACAGCGCAGAUGAGAAGAGCAAGAAGGGCUGGGGAGAAGAUGAGCCAGAUGAAGAGUCUCACACACCUCUUCCACCUCCUAUGAAGAUUUUUGACAAUGAUCCAACCCAAGAUGAUAUGACCCUUGAAGGAGGAUCUUACCGAGGAGGCUUAAAAGAUGCCACUGGCUGCUUAAAUGAAGGAAUGACACCUUCAACUCCCCCACGAAACCUGGAAGAGGAGCAAAAAGCCAAAGCAAUGAGAGGCAGGAUGUUUGUCUUAAAUGAGCUGGUGCAGACUGAAAAGGACUACGUCAAAGACUUGGGAACUGUUGUGGAGGGCUUCAUGAAGAGGAUGGAAGAAAAAGGAGUUUCUGAAGAUAUGAAAGGGAAAGACAAGAUUGUGUUUGGCAAUAUUCACCAGAUCUAUGACUGGCACAAAGACUUUUUCCUGGCUGAACUGGAAAAAUGUCUUCAAGAACCUGAGCGUUUAGCACAGCUUUUUAUUAAGCAUGAGCGGCGAUUGCACAUGUACGUGGUGUAUUGCCAAAACAAGCCCCGGUCUGAGUAUAUAGUAGCUGAGUAUGAGACGUACUUUGAGGAGGUUCAGCAGGAAAUAAGCCAGCGGCUGACCAUCAGUGACUUUCUGAUUAAACCCAUUCAAAGAAUAACUAAAUACCAGCUUCUUCUCAAGGACUUCCUGAGGUACAGUGAAAAAGCUGGUCUGGAGUGCUCCGAGAUAGAGAAAGCAGUUGAAUUAAUGUGCCUUGUACCAAAACGUUGCAAUGACAUGAUGAACCUGGGUCGCCUCCAAGGCUUUGAGGGCAAACUGACAGCUCAAGGCAAGCUGCUGCAGCAGGACACCUUCUACGUGACAGAGCAGGAUUCCGGGGUUCAGUCUCGACCCAAGGAGCGCAGGGUGUUUCUCUUUGAGCAAAUAGUUAUCUUCAGUGAACUCCUUAGAAAAGGAUCUCUAACGCCAGGCUACAUGUUCAAGAAAAGCAUAAAGAUGAACUACCUUAUCAUUGAAGAAAAUGUGGACAAUGAUCCCUGCAAGUUUGCUCUAAUGAGCCGGGAAACAUCAGAGAGAGUCAUUUUGCAGGCAGCUAAUCCAGAAAUUCAACAAGCUUGGGUACAGGACAUCAACCAGGUCCUGGACACACAACGAGAUUUCCUCAACGCACUGCAGUCGCCCAUCGAGUACCAACGCAAGGAGAGCAGCUCGGCGGUGCUGCGGCCCCAGGCUGGCAGGGUCCCUCAGCCCAACACCAGGCCCCAUUCUUCUAUUCCAGUAGGGUCUGAGAAGCCUUUGAAGGCUACAAGCCGUAACCCAUCUCUCCCACCCCUGAAGAUAUCUACCUCCAAUGGCAGCACAGGGUAUGAGCACUCACAGCCCGGAGACAAGUAUGAACAAAGCAAGACUGAUUUGGGAGGGUGCAAUGGGACCUCUUCCAUGGUGGUGAUUAAAGAUUACUAUGCACUGAAGGAGGAUGAGAUCUCUGUGAAUCAAGGAGAGGUGGUUCAGAUCCUUGCUAUCAACCAGCAGAACAUGUUCCUGGUGUACCAGCCCGCAAAUGACCACUCUCCAGCCGCUGAAGGAUGGAUCCCUGGCAGUAUCUUGGCUCCCCUCCCUAAAUCCACUACAGAUAGUAGCGAUGGAAGCAUCAAGAAGUCAUGUUCAUGGCAUACCCUGCGCAUGAGAAAGCGGGCGGAAAAGGAGAGCAGUGGCAAAAAUGAAGCCAAUGGGCCACGUAAAUCCAAGGAUAUUCUGGGGAACAAAGUCUCUGUUAAAGAGACAAACAGCUCAGAGGAAUCAGAGUGUGAUGACCUUGACCCCAAUACUAGUAUGGAGAUAAUCAACCCCAAUUUCAUCCAAGAAGUGGCUCCGGAGUUUCUUGUGCCAUUAGUGGACAUCACCUGUCUGCUGGGGGACACAGUGAUGCUGCAGUGCAAAGUCUGUGGGCGACCCAAACCAACUAUAACCUGGAAAGGACCAGACCAAAACAUUCUGGACAAUGACAACAGCACAGCCACUUACACAGUGUCAUCCUGUGACUCAGGAGAGCUCACCUUGAAGAUCUGCAACCUGAUGCCUCAGGACAGCGGCAUCUACACCUGUGUGGCAACCAAUGAACAUGGAACGGCAUCAACCUCUGCAACCAUCAAAGUCCAAGGUGUGCCAGCUGCCCCAAACCGCCCCAUUGCUCAGGAGAGAAGCUGCACCUCUGUGAUCCUACGCUGGCUACCCCCAACCAGUACAGGCAAUUGCACCAUUUCAGGCUACACUGUGGAGUACAGAGAAGAAGGCUCACAGGUCUGGCAGCAAUCAGUAGCCUCAACUUUGGACACGUACCUCGUCAUUGAGGACCUGUCCCCAGGCUGCCAGUACCAGUUCCGAGUGAGUGCCAGCAAUCCCUGGGGGAUCAGCUUGCCCAGCGACCCGUCCGAGUUUGUGAGGCUCCCCGAGUACGAUUCUGCUGCUGAUGGUGCCACUGUUUCAUGGAAGGAAAACUUUGACCUUGCCUAUGCAGAGCUGCAUGAGAUUGGGAGGGGUCGAUUCUCCAUAGUAAAGAAAUGUGUCCACAAAGCCACCCGGAAAGAUGUUGCUGUAAAAUUCAUUAGUAAAAAAAUGAAAAAGAAAGAGCAGGCAGCACAUGAAGCAGCUUUGUUACAACACUUACAGCAUCCUCAGUACAUCACUAUCCAUGAUACCUACGAGUCUCCAACUUCUUACAUCUUAGUUUUGGAACUGAUGGAUGAUGGUCGUCUCUUAGAUUAUCUGAUGAACCACGAUGAACUUAUGGAGGAAAAGGUGGCGUUCUAUAUAAGAGACACAAUGGAAGCCUUGCAGUACCUCCACAACUGCAGAGUGGCUCACUUGGACAUAAAGCCAGAAAAUCUGCUCAUUGAUUUAAGAAUCCCAGUGCCUCGUGUCAAGAUCAUUGAUUUGGAAGAUGCAGUCCAGAUCACAGGUCAUUACCAUGUCCACCACCUCCUUGGAAACCCGGAGUUCGCAGCCCCUGAAGUUAUCCAAGGCCUUCCCGUGUCCCUGAGCACAGAUAUCUGGAGCAUCGGGGUCCUCACCUACGUCAUGUUAAGUGGUGUCUCUCCAUUCCUGGAUGAAAGCAAAGAGGAGACUUGCAUCAAUGUGUGCAGAGUGGAUUUCAGCUUCCCGCACGAGUACUUCUCCGAUGUGAGUCACGCCGCCAGGGACUUCAUCAACGUUAUCCUCCAGGAAGACUUCAGGAGAAGGCCGACAGCAGCCACUUGUUUACAGCAUCCGUGGCUGCAGCCGCACAAUGGCAGCUAUUCCAAGAUCCCACUGGAUACCUCCCGCUUGGCUUCCUUCAUCGAGCGCCGCAGGCACCAGUACGACGUGCACCCGGUCCCCAGCGUCAAGAGCUUCCUGUUGAGCAGGAUGAAGCCGGGCACGUAGUGCCUCCAUCCACGGGAUCCCACGCUGCCGGUCCCGAGCCGGGAGCGCCGCCGGGAGCGCGCGGAUCCGUCUGUACAUAUCCCAUGUUCGGUGUUUGCGUUCCACCACUGCAGGGGGCAGUCACUGCGGACCUGGCAAUCGGACCAAGGCAAAGGUGGUGACAGCAGCGGGGACACGCUCCGUCUCUUGGGGCACCUGGUAUUGGCACAUCCACCAGCAAAAAGGGACUGCAGCAAGCAAACACCUACUGGGAAUGAGAGCCAAAAUUGCAGUUGCCUUAAUCUUUGUGAGGCAGCCUUAUAAGAAAUCCUCUUGAUCUUGCUGAGCUGAAUUUAAAAUGUACAAAAGAAUAGGAAUAGGAUGGGGGGGAGGGGGGUUGGGAGUGAGACCAGGCUGACCUUAGCAUGUACUGCAGAACUGGACUGGUCAGUUUUUGCUGAAAUCAUUGCAAGCCUGCUCCAGAUUAUCAGUCAGAUUUCUCAUGCCCCAUAUGCCCAGAUCUGCCAUGAUUUCAGUGGGGACUUUGCCUGCAUAGGACAUGCAAGAUCAGGCUCCAGUCACUGCUGGAUCAGCUCUCAUGGUGGCGUGGCUUAGGUACACUCAUGUUGCAUGGUAGUGCUCAGACCAAAAUCCUCCAUUAAGCCCCUCCUUGGGCUUUCUGCUGUGUUAAGUCAAUGUGCAGCACCUUUUGGAGCUACGAUUAAGGCAAUGAAUUCAUUGGAGCAUGCAGCUGGUUCUGAUUAAGCACAAUGGGACUACGGUGGGUUUUUUAAAAGCAUUUUAUACACAUUGUACAGAAAUCUUUUGCAAAACCUGUGCAUUGAGAAAAGGCAAAGUCCAAUUUUUGCAGUAUCUGUAAACUAGAUGAUGAUGGUGAUGAAGACAAUUUUUUCUAUCACAGGUUUUCAGUAUACAUAUAUUGUAUCAUAGAUAUAAAUAUAUAUAAAUAUAAAGGAUCCUGUUCCAUUUCUAGCUUCGGAAUUGCUUGGCCCAAAGUCCAUCUAAACCUUUCUGAGUGCAGUAGGAGUGGUGAGUUCAUUCUUGCGCUUACAGCUUGAAAAUUGUUUUCAGUGUUUGAAGUAUGUCAUUUGUUUCAUUUCCAAACUUGUAAAUAACUUCAGCCACCAUUAGUACCUCAUAACCAAAGCAUUCAUGAGGAUAUUUUUAUGUCCAAAGCCUAAUUUGUAAUAAAAAAAAAAAAUAUUCACAAUUGAAACAUUUCUCUCUUGCAAGCCAAGUUGCAACAUCAUCAUAUUGAUGUUAGAGUGAUGGAACCAGCCUUAGGUAUAACCAACAUAGGGAGUCUGCAGUGACAAAUCAGCAGUUUGUAGGUUGGCCAGUUCUUCCUUUCCAGAAAUGGGACUGGAAGGGGAAACCAGCUGGGGCUUCCCCAUCCUACUGCCACACCACAAAGCUCUACAGCCUUGAGGGGUUAUGAUCAGAGAUUUUUUUUCCCCUGGCAUGUGGGGACUUUGUCUCGGUGCUGAGUACCAUUUGUGUGCCUGUAAUGGGAAAUGGCAGUUGUUACCGAAGGUUUUCCUAAGGAAAAGGGCUUGAUCUGACUGCCUGUGCUCAUACAGACUUUCUUGUAAGGGAGAGAGUCACAUCUCAUUUACCAUCUGAGUAACUGCACUGUGAGCCUGCAGGAGCAAGUGCUGUCUCUGCCAGCAGGUGGUGGAGAUGCCCUGCAAGGACUAUUAAAUUCUCAGGGCUCUGAUAGCCCUUUUUUGAUCCACCUUCAAGCUCCCUUUCACAGCAAGGAGGAGACCUGGCCCUUCUCUUUGUGCUUGCUCUAUCACUACACCAGAGUGGUCAGUAUUUUGUUAGUGGAGAAGAGGCACAGCAAAAACCCUCAGCACUCAGCACUGAGUGUGUGCAACAAAGAACAGCCCGUGAGAUUGGGAAACCACAGGCAGAAGUGAGCCCUGGUGUCUCAGCAGAGUCAAAAGCAGUUCUGUGAGAGAACUAAUGCAGGGAGGGUGUGGAAAGGUUUGAAAGAGACAAGUGUUCACAGAAGAUUAAGCUUUUUGAAUCAUCUAGAACCUAUCUCAGUUCCUCUCUAAAGCAGCAGCUGAUUUUCUAAGCAAUCCAGCAGCACCCCUUAGAUAAAAACCAGACUCAUCCUGAACAACAGUGCAAAAUAUGCAAUUUCUUAGCAACUGAAUACAGACAGCAGUCAAGGGGGAGUCUCUAAUUACCACCAGCCUCAGGUACUUUCUCACUACAAGACUGUCUGUAAUUCUUCCUAUUUGUCAAAGCUGAUUCUUUGUGCUGCAAUUGUGCUGCCCUUAAAAAUGUUCAUGGAAGUGUGGUCUGUAAAACCCACAGCUUUUAUUAGGCCAAUGGGUACAGUUUAAGCCACAGGCUUUCUGCUUGGCCUUAAUACAAACAAAUUCUCAUGUGUCACAUGAAAUUUGGAAUUAUUUAGCAUUUUGUUUUCCUACAUCCCACAUUCAUAUGUCGAACUACAGCAGCAGACACUUUGGAUGCACAGGGGGAAAAAGCUGGACUGUUUAGUAUAAUAUUUAAGCUUCUCAUUGCUAUCAAAUAACAGAAAAGAAAACUCAAAAGGCUGAAAGAGAGAGGAUAUAUGAUUAGGUAUUGGUGCUCAGAUUCAAAAAAGACUCCUUGUUGAGAGAGCUGGAGGGGCUGAAAUCUGAAGAUGUUGAAUGUUCUGGGGUUCUUUUGUGGUUUUUUUUUUUUUCCCAUAUUUGUGUUAGAACACCUCUUCCUGGACUCCAUUCUUCUUACAGUCUAUUCAGGAAUACUUGAACCAGUCAGAACUUCCAUAUAACAUUUGUGAUUAUCAACUGUUCUUGCUUUUGCCUGAAUAAUAACAAGUUGGCAUGCGAUGCUGCCAUAUGAUAAAUGCAGAGGAAGUGUCCUGACUUUGCUCUUUCAAAGUCUUUUUAAGCUGACUUGUGGUGCCUCUGCAGAUACAAUAGGUCCUGUAACUGUUGAAAACUGUAAGGCCAUUGUAAAGAGAUUUCAGAAGCUCAGUAAGCAGGCCUGGAGUGCACCCGCUGGGUGAGAAGCACCACAGCCAACCCCCUGUGUAGCAUUCUCCAGUGAGUGGAUUUUUUGGUGCAUGAAAUAUUGUCUGUAACAAACACAGUUUCUCAGUGAGACUCCCCAGAGAAUAUCUGACCUGAGGGGAAGAUUCCACCUGCAGCUGUGUACCACUCAGGAUGUUCCCAAGACAGCUUGAGGGCAUGGUGGUAGCUGCACCCUUUAGCUUCUCCAGCAGCUUCCAGCCAUCCAGGAUGAACAACAGGAAUACUGACAACAGUGCACCACAAGCUCUGUGUGCAGUGGCACUGUGCACACAGCCACCACCCUCAGGCAUCUCCACAGUGCUCUGACCCUGCUCUGACAUCAAAGUGUGGCUCACAGUGUCCCCAGGUGCUGGGUGGCAGGGGGGCAAAGGUGCUGGUGACACAGAGCCCAGAGAACACAGUGACAUGGGCUCUCCUUAUUUAAGACGGCUUCAUUUAAUGAGUGUGCAAUGAGAAAUUAACUCGCCUCUCUCUCUGUUCUGCUUGCAGCAGCCAGGCCAGGGCAGGAAUUCUGCUGGCCAGUGUAAACUGUCAGCCCCCAUCAGGUGUUGGGACACUUGCUGCCCUGUGGGAGGCCCCAGCUACCCCCAAGCUGCCAAGUCCGCUGUGUCUGGUACUACAGGGAUGAUACACAGCUACUCCAGCGUUGUAGACUUUAGUAUUUUAAAGCAAUCCAGGCUUUGAAAUUUAUAAAAUGUCUCUCUCUUCUCCAUGAUAUCAACAACUUUCAUUUAGUCUUACUGCCCUUUCUUUUUAAAAGACUAUGGAUUGGGUUUUUUAAGUAACAUGUAUCUUUUUACUUCUAAGUUAAUGCUGUGACAAAGUCCGUGCCCUCAACUGACCCCUGAGGCUGUGGCUUCAGUGGAGUUCCUUAACAUUUCUGACAAUGCCAUUAGGCCUUUGCUACAAAUACUGUGUAUAAAGGCUGAAUGCAGAACCACACGUUAUAACCUGACUACAUAUAACCCUAUUUUAAUGGCCUUGCAAUGACACUUACUGUGUCAAGUAACCUAGGAUAAUACAAGUUUCAGAGACAGAUGUGCACAUAAAGGUCUAACACAAAAUUUACAUGCACAGGGGCUCACCACCUUUUUUUAUUCUUUUUCCUUCCACAGCAGAGGUGGAUUCUCCUCUAACACAGGGCUUGGGUUUAUUUUCAAGCUCAUUCACUCGUGUCCCAUCAGAAAAUGGUGCUUUCCCAAGGAAACAAAAUCAAAUCCCAUUUUACUAGGCUGACUGCACACUGCCAUCAAGUGAUGUACUCUUGUUCUGGGAUCUGUAUAGUGCUGAGUGUUUCCAUAGCGUCAGGAUGCUGAAUGUUUGCUGUUUGUAGUCUUUAUUAUGGAGCUAGUGAAAAACCAACAUCUUCUCUACUCAAGCCAUAUUUCACUUUCAUGUCCAACUUCUGAUGCUGGUGCUUUUACUUCUCUUUCUACCAAACUGUUCAACACUGCUCUGCCACUGAGGUCAAUUUGCUGAUAACUUUUGGAAAGCAAAUGCAAUAGCAAGUGAAAAAAAAAAAAAUAAAAUCAAUCUCAGACUUAUUCACCGA
Messenger RNA from Pseudopodoces humilis (Tibetan ground-tit), 13681 nucleotides. RefSeq names its product kalirin RhoGEF kinase (gene KALRN). NCBI's taxonomy places the organism in Eukaryota, Metazoa, Chordata, Aves, Passeriformes, Paridae. Gene Ontology annotation, molecular function: protein binding; protein kinase activity; ATP binding. Gene Ontology annotation, biological process: protein phosphorylation; intracellular signal transduction; axon guidance. The record is from RefSeq and is a predicted model, not a curated record. Gene Ontology annotation, cellular component: cytoplasm; postsynaptic density; extrinsic component of membrane.